Pocillopora meandrina is the source of this 3012-nucleotide messenger RNA. The record is from the annotation of a GenBank genome assembly. Lineage: Eukaryota; Metazoa; Cnidaria; Anthozoa; Scleractinia; Pocilloporidae.
AUGAAACACACUGAAAAGAAGAAGGAAGAUACCGCUUCUAAGAAAGCCGUGGAGCAAGAUAAAGACGUCAAAAGGCGUAACAAACAUUUUAACUCAAAACAUGUUGACGAGAGCAGGAAGGAUUCUGAAAAAUCCGGGGUGGUCGAUGGGGUAAGAGAUAUUGAUAAUCCCAGUGAUAAAACUGUUUCUAAGGAUAAGAGGGAACGUGGAGUAAAUGGUGAUACGACCCAGGUUGAAGAGGAGAAAUAUGUUAAAAAGCACAACGGUGUUGUUACUCCAAGAAGGGCUUCUGACAAUUUAGAAAACGUAGACGCUGUGAAAGAAAUUCGUGAGGUCAAGAGCUCGGUGAAAUUAUUUUCGUCGAAGCUUUUUGAAAACGCCAUUGGUUCGGUCUGCGUAGUCCAUGACAAAACUACCAGAAGAGGGAAUAAGUUGCCGGGAAAUACGCAUAGACUACUUCAGGCUCACGACAGAGAGGAUUUCGUUGAGAAAGACUUAAUUAAACAUGCUGCGAAAGAAACUGAGCACUUGGAUGAGGUGCAGAAGCAAACAUUACUCGAUAGCGAGGCAAAGAGGGUGUGGACGGGGAAUGUAUGCAAAGGUGAGAAUUCUGAUUGGGCAACUGCCCACCUACCCCUCCCCUAACUCAACAACAGUCAAUUGAUAACAACUUAGGGUUAAUGUUGGGUUAGGGGAGGGGUAGGCGGGCAGUUGCCCAGAUACUGAUGUUGAUCCAAAUAUCGAAAAUAGCACGAAUGCCUGGAGUUGUGUGGUCAAAGAUUCAUUCGAAAGCCAAUGGAAGGACGGGAAUUCUGAAAUAGCGUCUUAAGCACAGGAAUUUUUCCUUUGGGCUCAUUCUCUUAACCUUUUUCAGUCGAGGUAAAAUAUUCAGAAAGCCACUGCCUGCAUUUUUUUUCUUUGAAGGAGGGGAAAGGGCCACUAUCGCGUAUGUUUUUUCUUUGUAUGCGCAAUUUUCUCUUGCUUGAAUUUCUUUGGCUAUCGGUUAUAAAAUUUGGUUUGUAAGUACAUAAUCUUCGCUGCCUUCUGUAACGUUGUUCAUGAUUUGCAGAUCGGCAUAGGACGACAAAUGGAAAAGAAAAUAACGGACCAUACAACGGAGGAAGAAGAGGAACCGGAAACACUCUGAAAGAUGAUCCAGAAAGAAAUGUGGACGUUUACCCGGCAAGGCGACAUAGCGGUCACAUUUUCGGCAGAAAAGAAGAACGCUUCUCAGGUGAAGAUCUAUGAUCUUUCGUUCCUAUAUAAAUUUUUUUUCGGUUGAAAUUCGAAAAAAAGUAAAGAUAAAUAUCCUGAAGAGUUGGUUGUGACAAAUUCUGAAUUUGUGAAGGGGGCGAACAUUUGAGUUGAAACGCGAAGGGUUAUUGAGAUUACUGCUCCGGGCUGCCUGCACGCAGGCCCUGCUUCCACAAUUUUACAUUAUAGUGUACUUCUGCAAAUGCGGGUUGUCCUUGAGUGCUAGUGCCUCUCUAAUUGACUAAAUUGUCAGGGUUCAAAUUCCUUGGACUGGAAAAACUCGAUUUGAAAAUUGUUUUAAUUUUUUUUAAAGUAAGCGUUUAACCACUUCAAUUGCCAACCUUAACUUUUACCCCCAAAAUAAUCACGCGAUAUUGUUCCUAAAACAUCAACAUCCGCAUUUUGCAUCGCCGUUGCUAAAUUUUGUUCGCUUCUCCAUUUGCAGAAGAUCACGGCCUUCAAGCGAUGGAUCCAAGUGGGGAUAACAGAGAAUUCGAACAAGGCGCCGUUUUUGGGGACAAAUCUGAUACUCAGCCGGAAACGCAGAUAAAAAUCUUCUCGCAAACAGAAAAAGAGAUGGAAUCGCCGAUGAGACGGGUCCAAUUUGGUUCCUCAUCGAGUCGGCAAGACCUGCGGAUCACCUCUGAAAGGCAUUUCGUGAUCGAUCCCGAGCUACGAGGUAGAAUUGCCCAUCCAAAAUAUCCAGUGCGUGUGCCAGACAGACCGCUGGACAACUUAGACCUGAACGAUCCCAGCCGACGAGAUUAUCUGAAUUACACUCCAGGGCGGAACGUGUCUCGAGUAAACGGAUUAUUCGGUCGCAAAUGGGAGGAAAUGAUGGAUAGAAGACAGGAAAAGGAGUUCGCUGAACAAGAUCGCAAUUUCGAGAAUGAAUCAGUUGUUUUCAUCCGCGACUGUCCUACUUUUAUGAUCUGGGGAACAUGCCACCGCGGGGAACGAUGCGAGCUCCGCCAUCCGUCCUACAGGUAUCUAGAGCGCGCGGCGCCGAGUCCUGCUGCAAAACCUGAGCCGGUACAGGUAGAACCCAAGCCGCAAAACUCCAGAUCUUACGCCGCCAUCCUGGAGAAGACUAAGUCUCCCGCAAACGCUGAUUUCGUCAACAUUGCUCUUUCUAAAGAAGGUUCGAGCGAGGGAAACUUCGAGGACGAAUGGCCGGCGCUCGGCUCCCCAGGGAAUGGGGAGGCUUCCAAAUCACGGAAGUUCAAGAGUACCGUUCAAAAUGAACCGAAGAUUGUGUGUCACACGGAACCAGCUGUUGAAGGGUCCAUGAGUGGUCAAGCACAGAUUGUCAGUGACCAGCUCAUUGCUGAAACGUUACAGGUAGACGAGUACGCUGAGUUUAACGAUUUUAACGAUGACGAUUAUUUGUAUCCAGCUAAUCAAGAUCAGGAACUAAACGAGCAGGGCUAUUAUAACGAGCAAGUUGAAUGCACUCUUGAAGAUGACGAGAAUUCGUUUGACACUAGCGAAGUGGGAGGUAAAGCCGUCCAUGUUGAACGGUUUAACUCUUUCAACUUUAGCCCGUUUAUUAAAGAGAGCACUUCAGAUCGCGGUGAGGAGCCGGAAAAGGUGGAAGUCUCUACCACAUGCGAUAUCUGCAUGGACAGGCCUAAAGACGCCGCGUUGAUUUGCGGUCAUAGGUUCUGCUACCAGUGCGCAUUGCAGAUGCGUGCCGACGAACGUGUUUGCGCAAUUUGCCGACGUUGCAUUGUGUCUGUUAUAAAAACGUUCAACUGA